AUGGCCAACGCAAGCGACAUCAUCACAUACAUUGGCGUCCCGCUCGCCGUGCUGGGCGUGCUGCCCAUCCUCUACACGUUCAUGCUCUCGAUCCUGACGCAGCGUCGCAUCCGCUCGCUGCUCGUCCACCACGGGCACCGGCCGGUCUCGACGUCGCGGCCGCACGACGGGUUCACGCUGCGCAGCUCGCCCAUGACGAGCAUGGUCGAGGUGGAGCUGCCGCGGUAUACGAUUGCGCCGCUGGACCGGCACGAGAAGGAAUACUGGGUCGGGACACACGAGGCGUGGGGGCCCAGCGACGAGGAACACAGCCACCACCACCACCACCUGCUCGACCGGGGCGAUCGGGCCGAGAGCACACUGAGCAUGAUCGAAGAGGGCCGUGUGAGGGGGUACCUGAGAGGCGGGUCGUGGCGCGCGUUCCACUGGAGGAAACUGAUCGUGGGGCGGAAGUUGUAUCGGAUCCAGUAUGAGGACGAACUGAGAGAACCUCCCGCCGAGGUCGGGUUUGAGGAGCUGGUCGUCUUCCUGCUGGACUGGGGCGCCGUGCCGGACAGUAUGGGCUGGGAGAAGUUGAGGAGUGGGGGACUGUGGACGCCGAGUGGGACGGUGUUGUUGAGGAGGAUGGACUCCGCUGAAAGUGACGAGGGCGAAGAGAAGGCGAGGAGGCAGAGGGCAAGUGAUUGGGUGCUGAGGACCAGUAUGCCCGAUGAGAGUGAUGGCAUUUUGAGCCUUACUGUACGCUGGCCCAGGGAUGAUGGAGCAUCAGCACACGCCGGGACAGGGUCAGGCUCAGCCUCCGCCUCAGCGUCGGUGGCGGAGAUGCGUGGAGCAGCGAGCUUGCCGCCGGGCUGGGGGAGGCUUAGGCAGCCGGCACUCCUGGAGGCUAACGACAAGAAUGCAGAGAACGAGAAGGACCUACCCGCCCGGAUAGAGGAGCUGAAGGCGACGCAUAAACACAGCGUGGACAGCACCAGCUUUCGCUUCCACACCGAAGAUAACCGCAUCCAGAGACUCCUUUGGGAACACAACAACGUCGAGACAGGGUUCGUGUGCGAACCCUUCCGCUACUACGAGCAGUCGACAGCCGGACUUUGGUUCACUUGCGUGGCUUCAGCCCUCUUGUCUCACAAGCAGUCAGGCGGUCUCUGGGCAUUCGAGAUCCCCGCUGACAUCAAGGCGUUUGUGCGCAAAGACAGCAUCCCCUGUGGUGUGAUGGUCAUGCUGGGUCUGCUUCCGGAGCAAGAUGCCCCCCAGUGGUCAAGCGAGAGCGACAACCCGAAUGGGGCGGCCGAACGAGGACGGAUUCAGCAUCAAAAAUUCAUGGCGCGCAUGGCUGCUGAACGGUUGGAGGCCACCAUGCCGCCCGAACAGGCGAGGAUUCACCGCGCAAAUAGGCAGGCGAAAGACCUGCAAGAAUUCCACAACGAGACGGUGGCGAGCAACGCGGCCAGACGUGAACGAGAAGAGAGGAUGAUCAAUGACGCGAUUGCCAGUCCGAGGAUGAGCAUCAAGAAGGUGGCAGAGACGUGUUUGGUAUGGCUCAUUGAAAAGGGCCAGGUUGGGAAGGAGUGGACUGUCGAGCAGGUCGCAGAGGCGGUCCUCUAUCUGAUCGUCGUCGAGCUGCAAGGCCAGAAGCAGGGUGAUGAGGGCCACAAUGAGGAUCUGGGGGAUGCCACGAGGAUUGUCCGCAUUCUGGAUGAGUGGAUGUCCUGGGCAACGGCUGGAGGAAUGAAGAAGCAGCAAUAUCACAUGCUCGAGGAUGACAGGGACAAGCUGGCGCUCUGCUUGGCUGUUUCGCUGGUCGCCGUCGUUGCAGAAUCUCUCAACUCGAGCAGCGCCGGCAGGGGCAGAGUUGGGCUGGAUAUGCUGGAAUGUCUCCGGCUGUGGAGGAAAGUGAGGCUGGGGUGA
This is a messenger RNA of Cladophialophora carrionii CBS 160.54, 1911 nucleotides long. RefSeq lists its product as uncharacterized. The record is from RefSeq and is a predicted model, not a curated record. Lineage: Eukaryota; Fungi; Ascomycota; Eurotiomycetes; Chaetothyriales; Herpotrichiellaceae. The transcript has a single exon. Bases 1 to 1911 code for a protein of 636 amino acids.